Closterium sp. NIES-67 is the source of this 1274-nucleotide messenger RNA. The record is from the annotation of a GenBank genome assembly. Lineage: Eukaryota; Viridiplantae; Streptophyta; Zygnematophyceae; Desmidiales; Closteriaceae.
AGGAUAUCCCUUUCACCUCGGGCCUUCAUCAGUGCUGUCUGUGUCUGACCCUAGAAUCCACGUUCUCGGACUCUGACGCCAUGGCCGCCCUUGCUACCCGUGCCCUCGCCUCCGCGCCGGUUGCCCUCGAGGCUACCCGCCAGCGCCUUGUCGCCGGCAAGGCCCUGCGCUCCGCUGUCCCUGCCGUCGCUGCUGUGCGCGGCCAGAGGCUCGUUACCCGUGCAAGCCUUGAGAAGCCCACUCGCCAGACGUACUUCGCCUCCCCUCAGUCCCUGAGCUACCUCGAUGGGACCCUCCCCGGCGACUUCGGCUUCGACCCCCUUGGCCUGUCCGACCCUGAGGGUGCUGGCAACUUCAUCGACCCCAAGUGGCUCACUUACGGCGAGCUGAUCAACGGCCGCUGGGCCAUGCUCGGUGUUGCCGGCAUGAUCGCCCCCGAGAUCCUCGGCAGCUACGGCGUCGGCCCCAAGAUUGUGUGGUUCCAGUCCGGUGUCAUCCCCCCCCUGGGCGGCUACGAGUACUGGGCCGAUCCCUAUGCUCUGUUCGUCCUGGAGAUCGUCCUGAUCGGCUUCGCCGAGCACAGAAGAGCUCAGGACUACUACAAGCCCGGCUAUGGCUCCAAGCAGUACCUGCUGGGUCUUGAGAAGGUGCUCGGCGGCUCCGGCGACCCCAUCUACCCCGGAGGCCCCGUGUUCAACUUCGCCGGGCUGGGCAAGACCCCCGAGGAGAUGCACACCUACAAGACGAAGGAGGUCAGGAACUCCCGCCUCGCCAUGCUGGCGGCCCUGGGCUUCUUCUUCCAGGCGUGGAUCACCGGCGUCGGCCCGUACCAGAACCUGCUCGACCACUUGGCCGACCCCGUGAACAACAACAUCCUCACCAACCUCAAGCUGCACUAAGCUGUUUAUUCUCAAUAUAAAUGUAAAGAUUUUGUGAAGAUAAUUCCAAUUACAAACCAUAUUUGCAUCUCAUAUAGCCACAAGAUACCCAUGUGCACAAUUACGAGCUUGGAAUGAUCAUAGGCGAUCACGUGCUGACGGGGGUCGUGGUUCGGAAUUAGACUUAGUCAGCAUGGUAGUUUGUGUAACACGAUGACUCUGGAAGUAGGCCGGGUUUGACUGUCAGCACGCUUUGUCCACAUGGCGUCCAUCGUCCCCGUUACACUGACAGCCCUUAAUCUCCGUUCUUUACGGCGCAGUUGCAGCAAGGGCCAAGUCCGUCCCAAAACACGUAGAGCGCCGAGGAUAGUUGCCACAGCACACCUGAAUAAGGUA